Molecule: messenger RNA, 1468 nt
Organism: Salvia splendens (bonfire salvia)
Lineage: Eukaryota; Viridiplantae; Streptophyta; Magnoliopsida; Lamiales; Lamiaceae
Product: NAC domain-containing protein 35
Exons: 3
Coding region: 308-1306 (332 amino acids)
Biological process (GO): regulation of DNA-templated transcription
Molecular function (GO): DNA binding
Source: RefSeq, a predicted model, not a curated record
CCAUAUUUUAAGAGAAAGAAAUUAAGAGAGAGAGAGAGAAGGGUAACUACCCAUGCUUGAAAUCCUAUAAAAUUUCACUCUCUUAUCCCUUGAAAGACCAACACCUCAAAUAAGACAAUUUUGCACAAUCCAGUUGUGUGUGAUUGUACUAUAACCCCGUGUGUGUGUUCACGCAUAAAACAAGAAACACACACAAAUAUAUGAUGUGUGUAUGUAUCCAUCAUCAAGCAAAUUAAGCGAUUGAUGAUUUCGGAUGCACUAGCUAGCUAGUUUAAUUAUUGAUUCCGAUUGUUGUUGUGAGGAUUUUAUGGCCAUUGGCGCCGCAGGGAUGAACAAUCAAGAAGACAAGCAAGACGAGCACGAAAACGACGUCGUGAUGCCCGGCUUCCGCUUCCACCCCACCGAGGAAGAGCUCGUCGAAUUCUACCUCCGGAGAAAGGUGGAGGGCAAGAAAUUCAACGUCGAGCUCAUCACUUUUCUAGACCUCUACCGCUACGACCCUUGGGAACUCCCAGCUCUGGCGGCUAUAGGCGAGAAAGAGUGGUACUUCUAUGUCCCGAGAGAUCGGAAGUACAGGAACGGCGAUCGGCCCAACCGCGUGACCACAUCUGGGUACUGGAAGGCCACCGGCGCCGAUCGGAUGAUCCGGAGCGAGAAUCUCCUGUCCAUCGGCCUCAAGAAAACCCUCGUUUUCUACUCCGGCAAAGCCCCCAAAGGCAUCCGUACUAGCUGGAUCAUGAACGAAUACCGCCUCCCUCAUCUCGACACUCAGCGUCUACAAAAGGAGGCGGAAAUUUCCCUUUGCCGUGUGUACAAAAGGGCGGGAGUGGAGAACCACCCGUCCCUGCCGCGGAUCCUCCCUACGAAGGCGCGGAAGCAGCAGGAGACGUCAACAUCGGCGGCGUCGAGUGGGAUUUUCCAGCAAACCGACGGAAAAUUGAGCGAAUCGAGCCCCACGAGCAGCACGGACAUCGGAACCUCCCACGCCCUCUCGCACCGGACCUCCUACGCCAUCGAUCCACUGGCCCCGGGAGAGGAGAUGCUGCAACAGUCCAAGCAGCCGAUCUUUGCCAAUCCCAACGCCAUCGAUGAUUUCCACAAACUCGUCCAUAACUACUCAUCAUCGCAGCAAUCUGCAUCGGCCAUCGGCAACGAGAGCCAGCUUCAUCUCUACAACACUCCUCCGGCUAAUCUGCUAUCGCAGUUCACGGCCUUGCAGCCCCAGACGGCGGCGUACUCGGAUAGACUGUGGGAGUGGGGUGCGAUACCGGAGGCGGGGAAGGACUACAGCAGUCUGUUCAUGUAAAUUUCAUUGUUUGUAUGUUGAUUUUAUGUUGAUUGACUUCUUCGUUGCAUACUUUGGUGAAAGGGUACUAAAUAAUUUGGUUUUUCUAGUUAGGGUUUUCUACUAUUGUUCCAAUUGUGUUUGGAAAUCCAAUUAUAUAUAGGUUUUUUCCACUACUUGCUA